Messenger RNA from Vicia villosa (hairy vetch), 939 nucleotides. RefSeq lists its product as uncharacterized. The record is from RefSeq and is a predicted model, not a curated record. The transcript has a single exon. The coding region runs from base 1 to 939 and encodes 312 amino acids. Lineage: Eukaryota; Viridiplantae; Streptophyta; Magnoliopsida; Fabales; Fabaceae.
AUGAGUAGAAUUGACCGUUUUCUUUUGUCGAGUAAUGUGGUUGAUAGGUGGAAGAUUUCCGGCCAACUUAUUGGAGAUAGAGACAUCUCGGAUCAUUGCCCGAUUUGGUUAAUGAAGGAUAAUUCUAAUUGGGGUCCAAAGCCUUUUAAAUUUAAUAACGAAUGGUUUUCUCUUGGUUCCUUUGUUCCUUGUGUGGAGAAAGAAUGGAAAAGUUUGAAGGUGGAAGGGAGAGGGGAUUUUGUUAUUAAAGAGAAACUUAGGCUUCUAAAAGACAAACUUAGAAGUUGGAAUAAGGAAGUUUUUGGGAAGAUCGAUCUUGAAAUGGAGGAAGGGGUCCGUGAUAUGAAGAAGGCCGAUGAGAGGUUAGUUUCCGGUUUUAAUUCUUUUGAUGAAAACCUCUUUCUUAGAAAGGAAGCUUGUAGUAAAUUUUGGAGGAAUUUGAGAAUUAAGGAGAAUAUGAUUCUUCAAAAGUCUAGAUGUUCUUGGCUUAAAGAGGGAGAUGCUAAUAGUAGUUUUUUUCAUAAGGUUAUGAAACAAAGGAGGAGCCGUAAUCAUAUUGGUCCUAUUCUCUCUUCGGGAGAAAUGAUAGAUUCGGUGGAUGGAGUUAAAGAAGAGGUGUUUAAUCACUUUGAGAAGAAAUUUGUUGAAACGGAGGUGGUGAGACCUUUGUUGGAAGGUAUUCCGUUUAAUUGUAUUAGUAGGGAGGAGGCGAAUGGUCUUGAGAGACCCUUUCUUGAAAGGGAAAUAAAGGAGGCGGUGUGGGAGUGUGGUGGGAAUAAAAGUCCGGGUACGGACGGUUAUUCUUUCCUCUUUUUUAAGAAGUGUUGGCAUUUCAUUAAAGAAGAUUUCAUUCUCUUUUUCAAUUACUUUUUUGGUGGGAAUUCCGUAUCCAAGGCCAUUUACUUCUUCUUUUUUGACUUUAGUCCCGAAAUCCCCUAA